Molecule: messenger RNA, 1676 nt
Organism: Botrytis cinerea B05.10
Lineage: Eukaryota; Fungi; Ascomycota; Leotiomycetes; Helotiales; Sclerotiniaceae
Gene: Bcap10
Product: Bcap10
Exons: 4
Coding region: 278-1489 (403 amino acids)
Biological process (GO): proteolysis
Molecular function (GO): aspartic-type endopeptidase activity
Source: RefSeq, a predicted model, not a curated record
GACUACCGGCCACGGGAUCUUUUGCCUAGGUGCUUUUGCAAUGUCUUUUUGAUAUGGCACAAUUGACCACUCGUUGUGAGACAGAUCGAGUAGUUGGGGUUGCGUAGGACGAUUAAAUCUAAAGGCAAUGUCAAGGCGCAUCUGUGUUUCCUGGUAUGUAUAAGAAGACGUUGAAUCCUCUUCUUACCAGUUCCUUAUCAAGUCUUCAUCGAGUCCUCAAUCCCAAGAUCUGCCAUUCUACCUUCAAUCUGUACAUCGCCUUCGGAACUCAUCAAAGAUGUUUUCCCAUAUCACAGCCUUUCUCGCUCUUGGAGCCAUUGCUCAAGCAGCUCCAGCUCCAGCUCCAUCAGCUUCCUCUUCCGGUUCAGCGUCUCACAGCGUAACAGCAAUUCGCAAUCCGAACUAUGUUCGCAACGGUACUGCAUCUUUGCUCAAAGCCUACGCCAAGUACCACCUUCAGCCUACCCAGCCAAUGUCUGAUGCCUUCAUGUCGGCACUCCAAAAGAGGCAAGAUUCUUCUGCUCCAGCUUUUCCAGUCGAUGGUGUUGAGUAUCUCGUUCCCACUACCGUUGGAGGUCAAACUCUCAACCUUGAUUUGGACACUGGUUCGGCAGAUUUAUGGGUUUUCUCCUCUCUUCUAGCUGCCUCCUCGCGCGAAGGUCAUGACAUCUACACCUCAAGCAAGAGUUCCACAUUCAAGGAUCUCCCAGGUUACACCUGGAGCAUCCAGUAUGCCGAUGGAUCUGGAGCCAGUGGCACUGUAGGCACAGAUACCGUUAAGAUUGGUGAGACUACAGUCACUGGCCAAGCAGUUGAACUUGCCAACAGAGUCUCUUCUUCAUUUGUCUCUGAUGAAUCCGAUGGACUCAUUGGUAUGGCUUUCAGCAAGAUUAACACUGUUCAACCAAUAUCUCAAUCCACCUUCUUUGACAAUGCCGAGAGCUCUCUCAGUUCUCCACUCUUCGCCGCAUAUCUCCCAUUAGGGGCGGAUGGAGCAUACGACUUCGGAUACACCGAUUCGUCCAAAUACAGCGGAAACAUCACCUACACCCCCGUCGACUCCAGAGACGGUUUCUGGGAAUUCCCAUCUACGUCCUACAAAGUCGGCUCUACCACUCACAAGUUAUCAGGAUUCACUGGUAUUGCCGAUACAGGAACCACACUCAUCCUCAUGAGCGACGCCGUCAAUACUGCAUACUAUGCCCAGGUACCUGGUUCCAUGUAUUCCAGCUCUUAUGGGGGAUACGUAUUCCCUUGCGGUGUCACUCUCCCUACCUUGUCAUUCAAAAUCGGCCCAACUGACUAUGCGACAAUCCCGGGUUCUUUGAUGAAUUUCGCAGUCGCGACUGGAAAUACUUGUUAUGGCUCGCUUCAAAGUGUGGGUGGUGGUAAUCAGAGCAUUUAUGGAGAUGUUUUCUUCAAUGCUUACUACGGUGUUUUUGACAAGAGUGGACCUUCAUUUGGUUUCGCUACUAUCGCUUCUGCUUAAGAAAGCAUGAAUGAUAUGAUGGGAUGGAUCUAGGGAUCUGAGUAUGAAAUUAUGGAAAUGAAUGACUUGAUGGAUGGAGCAGAGAUCUGAUUUGGAUUUGAUUUCUGCGGGUGGAGGUUCUGCAAACUUGGUUCUCGAUGUCGUCGUAUUCGGCUGCUUUUCUUUAUUAUAAUUCAAACACUUUUCA